AUGGCCGUCACAGUUGUCUGUCAUUCUGAAGUAUACCCGGAUUAUGUGAUGGUGAGAAACGUGCAGCGAGUGGCAAUCUCUGCCGAUCGGUCAGAGUGAUUACAACGCGAAUGAAAUCGACGUGACGUGUGCUGCUGUAAAGGAUGAUUUUCUAGUGUGUGGUUACAAUUGCGGUGUCAACUAGAGUGACCACACGGAUGACCAGCUGACAAUGUUUUGUCAUUAGCAUAAUUUAGUGCUUAGCGGGCGGUCGCGGUAAAUCAAGAAUGUUUAAAGCUGAGGAGCCGUCCAAAGACAGCUUCCUUCAGCAAAUGAAGGCCGCUAGGGAAGAACGAGCCCAUGAGAAAGACAGAGAGGCUGCUGUCAUUUUAAUUCAGGCUUACGUUAGGGGAUGGUUAACCCGAGAAAGUAGAGUAAAAAAUAUGAUUUUCAGAGAAGAAUUUGAUACUAAUUUUCUGAAUGAUGGUGGCACAGAAACAAAUAUAAAGUUGAAGCCUGCUUUGGAUGUGUAUAAAAUUAUUUUCAAAUUUUUGUAUAUACAUAAAAAAGAAAAGGUUCAAGAAAGAAUAGAAAAAUUAUGUAGAUAUUUAGUAUUGACUUUAGAUUCUGAGUCUCCAGAAAUUUCUUAUGUAGGACUUGUAUUAAAUAAAGAUCGUUACAUAUCAUGGAUAUCACAGAUGAAAACAAUAUUACUUUAUUGUCUGACUGGUUUGGAUAAUCUCAAGCCAGAGAGAGUGUCUGAUCAUAAGUCCAUCCAUUUAAGAUUACAUACGUUAGUUAGCUUUACAUCGCCAGGAACAUGGGCAAUUCAGAAAGUAGAAGGAAUGGAAAAACUCAAAGCUGGUAUGAAUCAGCUUUGUGCAAACAUAAUGGGCCACCUAGUCAACAAUGGGUUUUAUCCCAUCAUGCAAGCAUUUCUAGUAAAGGGAUUGGGUAGAGUGGAUAUUGUUUUAAAACCAAUUGCACUUUCAGCUGCAGUUACAUUGGCACUAAGACCAUUGAUCUCCUCCCAGAUGUCAGAUAAAUUGGUUUCAUUUGUAUUUCCUCCUUUAUUACAAACAAUUUAUUUGCAAGGAGUCUGGAAUUGUUGAAUUCAGAGCAAAAUUUACGAAUAGUUUUCAAUGCUCUGGAAGGUAGCUAUGCACUGUGUUUGUUAGCUAAUUUAAUACAGUUAGCUAAUAUUGAAAGAGAUGAGAUGUUAAAAGAGUUGUACUUUCCAUCCUUUACGUUUGUUGUAACAAAAAUGUUGGAGGCAUGUCAGCAAUAUGUAGUUGCAAAACAAAGCAAUUUGACUCAUUGGCAUCCUAUUCUUGGUUGGCUUGCACAAAAAGUUGAUACAUCUUUGCAAGAACCUAUUCCAAAUGUGAAAUCACAAUUAGCCUGUUUAUGGACUGGAAGAAUAGUUUCACAAUUAAUUGGUCUACCUUUAACAGAACUUAUUGAAAAGGAGAUACCUUCAUCGGUAGAACAACAAAGUACAUCUAUUGGUACCAACAUUUUCAGAAGAGCAUUUUUAGAAGCACGUACAAAUAGGAAUAAUAACACCAAAAAUUAUAGAAAAUUGGGAAGUGCAGAAACUACUAGAAUAGCUUUAAUUUGUUCUCUUUAUCAAAUUGCUUUACAUACACUUACACAAAUGAAAAUGGAAAUAUUGACUGGUCUAUGUUAUCAAGAUAAAAUUUUAUACCAUAUGUAUUUAUUCUUGGGAACACUGGGUCCACAUUGUGGUUUAAAAGCAUUUUUGGACCAUUUGGCUGCUAAUACAAAAUGUACAGCACCUGAAUUUCAAAUGUUAAUAUUAUUUUCUGAUUGUAUGACACAUUAUGUUACGAAGUUCGAGUGUCUGGUUUUCUGGCAGACUUGGAGAAAGGGAGGCGAGGUGCUGCUCUUCUCCUUUCUAAAAUGCCGCAUGUUAUUCCUCAUUCGGAGCGUGUUGUGUUGUUUCGCAAGCACGUUGCUAACGAAAAGGCAGUUUUGGGUUUAACUGAAAGUGCUUGCAACAGUACGCCGACAACGCUUAUUGUUGUUUACAGAACUCGCAUAGUGGAAGAUGGAUAUCGUCAGUUGGCGAUGUUACCCUCUCAGGCACUUAAAGGUGUAAUUAGAGUUCGUUUUGUAAACGAGCAAGGUCUAGCCGAAGCUGGUAUUGAUCAAGAUGGAGUCUUUAAAGAGUUUUUAGAGGAGACAAUAAAAAGAGUUUUCGACCCAUCUCUAAAUUUAUUCAAAGUCACUAGCGAAAAUCGACUUUAUCCAUCCCCAACGUCAUCCAUGCAAGAUAAUCAUUUGCAACUCUUUGAAUUUGUUGGUCGUAUGCUGGGUAAAGCGGUGUACGAAGGCAUUGUAGUAGACGUACCUUUCGCAUCGUUUUUUGUUUCCCAAUUCUCUGGGCAAACUGGAGGUGCAUUGUACAGUUGGUUGGACGAGUUGGCUUCUUUAGAUCGAGACUUAUAUCGAAGUCUUACUCUUGUGAAGCAUUAUAAAGGUGAUGUUAGACAGUUAGAAUUAACUUUCUCUCUUGAUGAAGACGUUUUAGGCAAAUUAGUUACGCACGAAUUAGUUCCCGGAGGACGAGCGGUGCCAGUCACCAAUGAAAAUAAAAUCAAUUAUAUACACCUAAUGGCCCAUUUCAGAAUGCACAUGCAAAUAAAAGAUCAAACAGCAGCUUUUAUCAAAGGAUUCCGUUCCAUAAUCAAUCCUGAAUGGUUGGCAUUGUUUUCAACUCCAGAAAGAUUAAUUUCGGGUGAUAAUGUUCCAUUAGAUUUGCGAGAUUUACGAAAACAUACGCAAUAUUAUGGUGGCUUCCACGAUAGUCAUCGUGUGGUAUGCUGGUUAUGGGAUAUCUUAGAAAAAGAUUUUUCUGAAGAAGAAAGAGGCUUAUUUUUGAAGUUUGUCACAAGCUGCUCAAAAUCACCAUUGUUGGGUUUCGCACAUUUAGAACCACCAUUUUCGAUUCGUUGCGUUGAAGUUGGCGACGACGAGGAUACGGGUGAUACAAUCGGUAGCGUAAUAAGGGGAUUUUUUACGAUUCGUAAGAAAGAUCCGCAGAAUCGUUUACCUACAUCGUCUACUUGUUUUAAUCUUCUUAAAUUACCAAAUUAUCAAAAGAAAAGUACCUUACGGGAAAAGUUACGUUACGCUGUCACUAGUAAUACGGGCUUCGAACUUUCAUAAUUUUCAACUGCUCUGAGGAAAUUUCAUUGCAUACCGCGUCGCUCAAAUUACCUAACGAAAAUUUCAACAUAGUGAUUGAGUGGUGCCUGACCGUCGCGAUCCAAAUUAUCUGGCGAGAUGUUUCUAAUAAUUAUAUCAUAGACUUUAAAUCAAACGAAAUUAUAAUUCGUAUAUGUAUUAACUGUAGAAGAAAAAUUAAAAAAGUGAAGCUAUUGAAAUGAAAUCGAAGACUCGCACAAAUUUUAUGAGAUAUAUAUAUAUAUAUAUAUAUAUAUAUAUAUAUACUUCUGUUAUCACUUUGUUAUCUUGUUUUUAUAUCAAGAAGUGGUUGAACGUUUCGACUUAAGAUUAAUUUAUAGUUAUGACAGAAAGCUGUCUUUUUGCACUCUCUGAAAUUAUUUUAUGCCUCAUUUCGUACUCAAUCUACCGUGUUCACCUUGUUUUCAUAGCACAUAUUCAAGCUUUGAAGUUUCGUUCAAUAAAACUUCUCGCCAAAUGGUAGAUUACUUAUGGUGUAAAUCAUAUUAUACCUCAUGAGCUUAAUAUCGCUAAUACUGUGCGCUUGUUAGUUUAUAGUGUUGUGAAUUAAUGUUAGUGUAUUAAAACGGUAAAGUGCAUGAGGUGAGUGUUGAAGUCCGAGCAAAAUCGGUACCCGGUGAAUAAUCAAAGAAAAAGAGAGAGAGAGAGAGAG
Messenger RNA from Heterotrigona itama, 3862 nucleotides. NCBI's taxonomy places the organism in Eukaryota, Metazoa, Arthropoda, Insecta, Hymenoptera, Apidae. The record is from the annotation of a GenBank genome assembly.